GCCAUGGGGAGGGAGGGUGAGUGAUCCUCUGGACUCCAGGAUCGGCGGGAUAGAGAAGAGAAAGUUGAUUUAGCAGAUCCUUAUCGGAGCCUGUCCAAAGUCCUCCCCCAGCCUCCGAGCCCUGCCCUCAACCUGCCUCCCCUACCUCGUGCUUCCCUCCCACCUUCUGACUCCAGUCCGCUGGCAAGAAGUGGAAGCCACAACUCCUAGCGCGCCCCCUCUCUCCCUUUGACUUCCAGAUGUCUCACGGUUGAGCAGCGGCCAGUCCUCCCUCCCUGGGGGCUUUGGAGAUCACCACGCCGCGCCUGGAGCGCCCGCCCUCAAGAUGUGGGCCCCCGCGGCCUGCCUUCUGCUUUCUUCCUUGUCCUUGUCCUGGUCAGACCAGCAGAGCCCCUUGAGAAACAGCUCGGCCCAGGUGCUCGGGGUGCAGAAUGUCACAAACGAAGUUCAGUGCCAGCAACUGUGCAGAGACUCGAACCCGACAGGUGGCAACAGGACAGGUCAGCUUUUCUGCAGGUGGUCCCCAAAGGAGCCGCAGCUUUGUGUCGUCCUCGAAUGUCCACAGCUGGUGCUGUGCCAAAAUGCCAGCUCUCAGGAGAUCCAAGAACUCGUCGCAGAAUUUGAAUCACAUCAUGGGAAGUUGAACUUCACCACCACGGAAACUUGGCUCACUCUCAAUGCAUCGGGGACCUCCCCGGCUCCUGCCCGGCAGCCCACCGAGCCGUCCCAGACCCCUCGUCCUCUCCCAGCAGCCCGUGGCAACCAGACGGAACUUGGGAGCUCGCCUCCGAACGGCACCAGCCCGGGCAACUCCUCUCUGGGCCCCGUCUCAGCGGCUACAACGGACAGGCCUUCGGCCACUCUCACACCCCAGGUACAGAGAACCACCGAGGGGGUUUCCACAGGGCCAUUGCUGACCCAAAGGACCCAGGCUGGCUCCCUGCCAGCAACGCAAGACCACGACGGCUCGAGGACCACCACGGCGGGAGUCACAGUCCCCGAGCCAAAAGCAGCGAACGGUUCUGCCGGCGGCUCCCCCAGCCGGGCUCUGACCACGCCUUCCGGGGGGAUCCCAAGGCAGGGCACACCAACCCUGACCAAAGCUGGGUCUGCGGACGUGCCGUCCGAUCCACAAGUGCCGGCGACCACUCCAUCCCUGGCUCUCCCCAGCUCCCAAACCUCAGCAGCCUCAUUCAGGAGCACUCCCACUCUCUCCACCAGCACAAGGGCAGCGUCCUCCCCCAAACCAGAAGCCGCACCUUCCACUCCUCAGGCGACCGGCCUCAGGACGACGCCGACCGCCGAGCCGACCUCGGCUGCCCGGGCCGCGGGGACUCCGGGCCCCUCGCAGGCUCCGGAAAGCGCUCCCCUGCCGACCGGCCCGAGGCCGGUGUCGCCCACAGUGCCCGAGCCAUCCCUGGAGACGGGCACGGAAAGCCAGUAUGUGCCGAUCGUCACUUCACCCUUCGCCCAGUAUUUAGUCAAGAAGAACUUACUCUUGGCCGUGCUCUUCGCCGGCACCCUCUUGUUCCUCGCCGUCCUGGUCCUGUUGGCCAUGCAGGCCUACGAGAGCUACAAGAAGAAGGACUAUACGCAGGUGGACUAUUUAAUCAACGGCAUGUACGCAGACUCGGAGAUGUGAGGGGGGGACGCGGCAGCUCGGGGCGGCGGAGCCCCCUCCCCCUCGUUUUCAGUUUGCCUAAGACCAAACCAAGUGCUUCCAAAUGAUUUUGGUGCAAUUUAGGAGAAACGCCAGCUACUUCAAAGGAUUUAAUUUCUAUCUAAUGCCACCGUUACUAAAGAAUCGCUGCUUCCUUUAUCAUUUUAAGAAUCAUGUUGACCAAGGGCCAGGCCAGCAAUCAUUGUACCAGAUCGGGUGCUGCUUCCAGACCCCUCUUGGUUGCUUCCUCUCGUUCUGUCAUUUUCAGUGUCUUGGUCAGAAUACCAGCAGCCAAGUUUGUGGGGUUCUGAUGGACUUUUUCUUUCUGAGCUUAAUUCUAUUUAUGUAAUACAGUGUGCUGCCAACCUUCCUUGAAGUCAGACCCUUUUGGAGAUGUAUAAUGAGUAAUAUGGUUUAUUUUUGUAAGCACUCAUUUAAUAAAACUUGAGGUCCUGGA
Antechinus flavipes (yellow-footed antechinus) is the source of this 2117-nucleotide messenger RNA. RefSeq names its product chromosome 6 C11orf24 homolog (gene C6H11orf24). The transcript has 4 exons. Bases 326 to 1642 code for a protein of 438 amino acids. The record is from RefSeq and is a predicted model, not a curated record. Lineage: Eukaryota; Metazoa; Chordata; Mammalia; Dasyuromorphia; Dasyuridae.